Pezoporus occidentalis (night parrot) is the source of this 3213-nucleotide messenger RNA. RefSeq names its product betaine--homocysteine S-methyltransferase 1. The transcript has 8 exons. NCBI's taxonomy places the organism in Eukaryota, Metazoa, Chordata, Aves, Psittaciformes, Psittacidae. Gene Ontology annotation, molecular function: zinc ion binding; betaine-homocysteine S-methyltransferase activity. The record is from RefSeq and is a predicted model, not a curated record. Gene Ontology annotation, cellular component: cytosol. Gene Ontology annotation, biological process: L-methionine salvage. The coding region runs from base 116 to 1333 and encodes 405 amino acids.
CGCGGCCCGCCUCCUCCCGGGCUAUAAAAGCAUGGCCGGAGAGUUCGGGGUAUCCUGAGCUUAGUGACGAGCCGGUCGAGCAGACUCGGGCAGCCAGCGUCCCUGGGCGAGGAAGAUGCUGCCGACCGGGAAGACCACGAAGCAGGGCAAAAGGGGUAUUCUAGAGCGCUUAGAUGCUGGAGAAAUUGUGAUUGGAGACGGAGGAUUUGUCUUUGCUCUUGAAAAGAGGGGAUACGUAAAAGCUGGGCCUUGGACUCCUGAAGCAACUGUAGAGCACCCAGAAGCAGUUCGUCAGCUUCACCGUGAAUUCCUCAGAGCUGGAUCCAGUGUUCUACAGACAUUCACCUUUUAUGCCAGUGAGGACAAACUAGAGAACAGGGGCAAUUAUGUAGCUGAGAAAAUAAGUUGCCAGAAAGUUAAUGAAGCUGCUUGUGACAUUGCAAGAGAAGUGGCUAAUGAAGGUGAUGCUUUAGUGGCUGGAGGAGUCAGUCAAACACCAUCAUACUUAAACUGCAAGGAUAAAGCAGAGGUUAAAGCAGUCUUUCGAAAGCAACUAGAUAUCUUUAUGAAGAAGAACGUGGACUUCCUAAUUGCAGAGUAUUUUGAACAUGUUGAAGAGGCUGUCUGGGCAGUUGAAGUUCUAAAAGAAUCUGGAAAGCCAGUUGCAGCUACAAUGUGCAUUGGUCCAGAAGGAGACAUGCAUGGUAUGCCACCUGGACAAUGCGCUGUCCAACUGGUAAAGGCUGGUGCUUCUAUUGUUGGAGUCAACUGCCAUUUUGAUCCAGAUACUUCCCUGGAAACCGUAAAACUGAUGAAAGAGGGCUUGCAGGCAGCUAAACUGAAAGCCCACCUGAUGUCCCAACCACUUGCUUUCCAUACACCUGAUUGUGGAAAGCAGGGUUUUAUUGAUCUUCCAGAAUUUCCCUUUGCUUUGGAGCCAAGAAUUGUAAGCAGAUGGGAUGUUCAAAAUUAUGCAAGAAAGGCCUAUGAUUUAGGAAUUCGUUAUAUUGGAGGUUGCUGUGGAUUUGAGCCAUAUCACAUCCGAGCAAUAGCUGAGGAGCUGGCUCCUGAAAGAGGAUUUUUUCCAGAAGCUUCUGAGAAACAUGGUAGCUGGGGCAAUAGCCUGAGCAUGCAUACCAAACCCUGGGUCAGAGCAAGGGCAAGAAAAGAAUACUGGGAGAAUCUGAAGCCUGCUUCAGGCAGACCAUAUUGUCCUUCAAUGUCAAAGCCAGACGGCUGGGGAGUGACCAAAGGAUCCAGGGAGCUAAUGCAACAGAAAGAAGCAACAAGUGAACAACAGCUGAAGGAGCUCUUCCAGAAACAGAAGUUCUAAUCCACUGCAUUCUCUGUUAGUUAGGUGCCAUUAAUUGGGUAGACACAGAAAUAUGUGAAAAGUAGUAAUUGGCUUAACCCACCUGUGAAAAGAGAAAAAGCCUUCUAUAAAUACAGCUGUCAAUGGACUUCCACUCCUGAGUCUGUGUUCAGUUUAGGGUUAUCUAGGAGCUUCCUGAGACCUCAAGGUUUGUUGAGGACUACUUCAGGGACACACAAGCUGACAGACACACAGUUAUCUGCAGUUGCUUUCUUGAUUUCAAAAGAAUAAAAGUAAAAUGGAAAAUACAUCUUACCUUGGAAUAAAAAAAUAAGGAGAAUAAGAUCUUGCAGGAGUUUCUUAUAUGGAGGUGAAAGGUUCAGAGAACUUUUAAGAAAAAAAGAGUCAUUCACCUGUCAUUUUUCUUUCUUGAGUUACUUAGAUUUACUUAUCUGGAGACUAAAAGGCUUAAAAAAUUAUUCUGAAAUUAAAUAAAGUUAAUAUGAUGGAAGAGUACUGUAUUAUCUUCAUACCUUAAAUCACAAGAGCUCAAACGGAAUAACAUACCUUUAGCAAACAACUGAUUUUCAAAUUGAUCCAGUUGAUUUCUGGAUAUUUAAUUGGAAACACUAAUUUAUCUCAAAGUAUCACUUAAAAUGGAGUUUCUUACAAUAUAACUCCUGUUAAUAAGAGAAUGUUCCAUGAUUUAUUUUUUUAAAGCUGACUUAUUGACUCUAGAAUCUUAGCUCUAAGAAGAUAUAAAAUGGAUCAAUUCACACAAAUUAAGAAUACCUGUGGACAUUUGUACACUGCACUUGUUGAGAAGGGUUUUCUUAGGAAGAAUAUCACUACACCUGGAAACUAUGAAGGCCAAAUUUCCAUAGCUUAUUUUUGUGAAAUAUCAUACAACUUAGAAUUCUCUCUAAAAUAUUAUUCCCGACUAUUCUACAUUAAAGCCACUACCUUUAUGAAAAUAUUAUUCUCGAACCUAGCUUUUGUUGGACUAUAUUUUAUGUAUUAGCUUAUUUCAUUAUUACUAUCCAUGUUGAUAUUCUGCAGUAUUUAAAAAUGUAACAUUUAAAUGGGAAAUUUCAGGUAUCCUUUUCAGACUGUUACUGGGAGACAGAUUCUAGAAAAAAGCCAUCUGCCUUCCCCAAGCUUAUAACAGAUUGAAAUAGUUGCUAGCUGGAAGUUUUGCCUGAGAGCCAAAAGUAGACAAAUCAAGACAGCAGAUAGUUUAAAAAGUAGAUUUGGAAAGCAUAAGUGUAAGUAUAUAUGCACUACAUUGAAGUCAUUUCCUUCCUAAAGCCUUCUGGAUGUUUCCCCUGCAGAAAGUAGGGUAAUGCAAAAUCUGCAUAACAAAAACGCCAGAUCUUUAAUCAUCACCAAAAUGCAUGCAAUGUUAAAGACAUAUGCAUGAUAAAGUGUCUUAAAAUACAAGCUACAAUUGAUAAAGAAGUGUUUUGAACAACCAUUACCAGUUUAGGGACUUCUGUGGCAAAGGAUGCAACUUGACCAUCAUACUCUAUACAAGCAGCUAGAGUGAUCUUUUUGAAACUAACCAAACAUGCAGAAGUUGUACCAGAGUGCUUGAGUUCAGAAGACAACACUGGUUGUUGUCAAUGGUAUUUAAGGUGAUCAAACAUGAUUUUAAGCAUUUAUUUUUAGAUAGACAGUUUAAAAAGGAUGAAUUUUAAUAGACACUAACAAAAAGAAAUAUUUAAGAGGCUAUUUGAAGUCAUUCAAAAGGAGGGCUGACCCCAGAGAGAAGCUAUACAAUUCCCGUUUGAUUCAUAUCAUAGGCUGGGCUUACAAAGGAAUUGACAGUAAAAUGAAAAUAAUUGUCAGAAUGCUUUAUUGAUCACUACAGAAUCCCAAACUACCACCCCCCCAAAAAACAA